AAGUUGCUUUGUGCGAAACGGCAGCCAUUCCCGCUUGGAAGGUUUGCAAUGGAAUCCUGUGCUUGUUGAGUCGCUCACUAAGCCCCUCCUUGUGUGCCAUAGGGCUUACUCCCUAGUAAGUUCCUGCUGGUCGGAUCUUGAUCUGGACGGUUGUCGGGCGGCAUAUUCCACACCGAUAUGUGGAGAUCCAGCGCCUGCGGUUACAUCCCUGACCCCUUUGCUUGCAUUCGCAGAAAAGCCCCAAUGCGUUCCAGUGAGUCUGACUCCCAAACUUCUUGUGUUUCCUGAAUAAACCAAGUGGAAAUUGGGGGAACCAAGUGGAAGUUUGAUGUUCCACCAACGUGCUUUCCAGUAUGUUUGCCUUAUCUGCCACAAGCAGAUUACCUUCUGCUGAUGCAUUCGAAAAUCGAAAUAUUUGCUUUGUACUCACCAGACGGUCACAGGGAUUUCACGCAAAAGAUGCUGGUGUGGUCUAUAGGAAAAACAUGGGGAUUCUGAGGAAGCUGGUAUGCCAGGAAAGCACAACAUUCAGGAACGUGUGGACAACACAUUCCACAUCUCCAAUUGCUUAUCAAAGUGGGAGGAUUUAUUUCGACAAUUAUCGGUGCUGUGUAAGCAGCACCACACCGGAGCCGAGGAUAAUUUAUCAAAUGCCAAGGCGGCCUAGAUCGGAAAAAAUAGAAGAUGCCUUGUUAUUGGAAUGCCCAGUGGGUGAAGUGCUGCCGAGUCAAUCAGACUACAAACCUUCCUUGUUGGUUCUGACAGCAAACAACUGGCUCCUUCGCCUUUCCGCAAGUACAGGGGAAAUACUUGAAAAAGUGUACCUUGCUCCCCACUGCAAAUUCAGAUAUCUAAGUUGGGAUGUUCCUCAAGAGGUCAUGGUUGUCAAGUCAGCUCAGCAGAAACUCCCUGCGGCCGCACGGCAGGCUGGCAUCCAACGGUCUGUGCUUUUCUUCCUUGCCGUGUUCAGAGUUCUGCCGCUAUCGUUCGUCGGGAUGCUAGAACUUGACAAAAAAAUCUUUGGAAAUGGCAUGACAGACGCCGUGUUGUCGCACAACAUGCUGGUUGUGACACACAGCACUGGCCUUGUCAGGCUGUACAGCUUCCAGGCUAUCUCUGAGCAGUUCACAGAGCGCCAGGUGGAUCUGGGACAAGAGUGCAGCUGGAAUGGCAAAGCUGGGAUUGUGGGAAAAUACCCCUUCGGCAUUCCCUGCAAUAUUAAAAUAACAGAUACCCCAGAUCUGCUUUUCGAAGUGUCUUCCCUGGAGAACACAUUUCAAAUUGGAGGAUACCCUUGGCAUUACAUCAUCACUCCUAACAAGAAAAAACAGAAAGGAAUCUUCCACGUUUGUUCAUUGAAAGACCACACUUUGGCAAAGAAUGGCAUCCAGUAUAUGGAAUGUUCCUCAUUAGAACCUGACUGGAUAUCUUUCCACCCAGACACUUCUGGAAGAGUGUUGCAUGUGGGGCCAAGUUUGAUUAAAGUUUUGAAGCUGAAGGAAUCUGAAAAGAACGCAGAGAAGCAGAAAGUUACGGAAGACUUUGUCAUAGAGGCCAAAAGGGGAGAUAAUAACUCUGUAACGGUAACAGCGUCUGGCCGAGUUGUGAAGAAACGUAUGAAUCUAUUGGAUGAUGACCCUGAGCAAGAGGUAACAAAAAUUCUGUGAUCUUGAAU
Molecule: messenger RNA, 1675 nt
Organism: Lacerta agilis (Sand lizard)
Lineage: Eukaryota; Metazoa; Chordata; Lepidosauria; Squamata; Lacertidae
Gene: DCAF17
Product: DDB1 and CUL4 associated factor 17
Exons: 13
Coding region: 354-1667 (437 amino acids)
Biological process (GO): protein ubiquitination
Cellular component (GO): Cul4-RING E3 ubiquitin ligase complex
Source: RefSeq, a predicted model, not a curated record